AUGGCACCUAUCGGUAAAAUCUACUGUUAUCCUAAUAAUCCUCGUGUCUUCAAGAUUCUUAUUGCCGCACAAUACAAUGAACUUGAAGUAGAGGUUGCCGAAUUUGAACUUGGUACAGAUAACAAGAAACCUGAAUAUUUGGCAAAAUUCCAUAAUGAGAAGGUUCCCGCUUUUGAAAGUACCGAAGGUAACAUCUAUCUUAAUGAAUCCGGAGCUAUUGCGUAUUAUGUUGCUAGUCAAAAAGAAGGUACCCAGCUGUUAGGAAAGGACAAAACAGAAACUUCACAAGUUUUACAAUACAUCCUCUUUGCCGAAAAUGAAAUUACUCCUCACGCUAAUACUUGGGUUAACCCAAUUUUAGGCAUAACUUCAUAUAAUAAAGCUGCCCAUAGCCAAGCAGUAGAUGGCUUGAAAAAAUCCCUGGGUGUUUUGGAAAAAGUCUUGUUAAAUAAGACCUAUUUGAUCGGCGAAAGAAUUACAUUGGCAGAUAUUGCUGUUUCAACGUCCCUUUAUUUGCCUUUCAAGUUGGUAUUGGAUGCAGAAUUCCGCAAGAACCACCAAAACCUUAGUCGAUGGUAUAUUACACUUAUCAACCAACCUGCUUUCAAGAAGGUAUUGGGUGAAAUUACCCUUGCUGAAGUUGCUGUUGCUUACACUCAUUCAUUGCCUCCUAGUCCAUUGAAUUUGGAAGAGUGGAAACGGGUUUAUUCUAACAAUGACACUCGUCCAACAGCCAUUACUUGGUUCUGGGAACAUUUUGAUCCGGCAGGUUAUUCUAUUUGGCGUGUGGAUUAUAAGUAUAACGAAGAAUUAACCAAGGUAUUCAUGAGUUCUAACCUUAUCGGUGGUUUCUUCAAUCGAUUGGAAAGAGCUCGUAAAUACGCAUUCGGAAGUUUAGUCGUAUUGGGCGAAGACAAUGCAAAUUCAAUUUCUGGCUACUUUGUAAUCCGUGGGCAAGAAAUACCAGAAGAAGUGAGUGAUGCUGCGGAUUUCGAAAGUUAUAACUUCCAAAAGGUAGAUCAUACAGAUGCUACAGUCAAAUCAAGUUUCGAAGAUUUUAUUGCUUGGGAUGGGCAUCUUGAUGGCAAAAAAUUCGCGGAUGCAUUUGAAGAAACAAUCAUGUCUGCUUCAAAUUCAUUACAAAAAGAUGUAUCUAUCGCUUAUUUUGGACCGGAAGGAUCAUAUACGCAUCAGGUUGCAAUUGAAAAAUUUGGCGAUAGCGUGAGCUACUCCCCCCAGUCCACCAUUAAUGAUGUAUUUGAUUCUGUUGAAAAGGGACUUGUUACUUAUGGAAUUGUGCCUUUUGAAAAUUCAACAUUUGGGUCAGUCAUAGCAACUUUAGAUAGGUUCAUUACCUGUAAAACGCAGAUAUUUGCCGAGACGUAUUUUCAGGUGUAUAGUCACCCACAGGGAUUUGGACAAUGUCAAAAGUACCUUGAUACACAUCUUAAAGGCGUUCAACGCGUGGAUGCAAUGUCCACAAGCAAGGCCGCAGAAAUAGCGGCUUCGGAACCUUACUCGGCGGCAAUUGCAAGUAUCGUUUGUGCCGAAUUAUAUGGAUUGAACAUAUUAGAGAAGGAUAUACAAGAUGCAAAAAUCAAUAUCACGCGAUUUUUCAUCCUUGGUUCUUCAUCUGAUAUACCAUCCGAUGAUGAUAAGACUUUCAUACUUUUUACAGUGGAUCACCGAAAACCUGAGGCGUUAUGUGACGCAUUAAAUAGUUUUAAAAGUCAACAUGUUAAUCUGAUAAAGAUUGACUCACGUCCUUCUUUACAGCGACUUUGGCAUUAUGUAUUUUUUAUUGAAUUACAAGGACAUAAAGAAGAUGAAGAAGUUCGGAACGCAUUAAGUAAAUUAAAAGAAUGUUGCUUAGACAUUAAAAUAUUAGGAAGUUAUCCUAGCCAAAGACCAGAGAUUACCGAUAUUAUCCGUCAUUUAGUCCAGAACAAGAAUUACAUCAUAUACGGCAGUUGGUUAUGUCGACGAGGAGAACUCGAACGGUGCGACGAGUGGCAAAGUCAGAAACCACUUAAAAAGUAUUUAACGGAAACUCCAAAAAUAAACGAUUUUAAAAAGCAGAAUUGCGAGAAAUGCCGUAAUAACCUGAUCUCGAGUUUUCGUCUGUAUAAACAGCAAUCAAAAAAAUUGGAUGUAAUACCCAAUGACAAAAAACCCAACAUCGAGAUUUUUGUAAACCUAACAUGGAACAAUCACUAUAGAGUAUUCGGCGAUUGGAAAUGUCAGAAUUGCAGCAAUAGGUGGAGAAGCGCUCAUACCUACAUAUCACUUCAAAAGUUUAUAGAGAAAACCCCAGGAAAGCGUUUAAGUCAAGAUCAUUUUUACAUGCAACAAUGCAGGAGAUGUUUUAAUACUAGCCUCAUCCUUAAUUACAAUCCUAUAGUACCUAAUUUAGGGAUUUAUGAUAACGAUAAACCUCAUAUAAUUGGGUUAUGUGCAAAGUGUAUGAGUGGCAAGUAUUGUGUAGAUGCUUAUAGAGACUAG
Funneliformis geosporum is the source of this 2502-nucleotide messenger RNA. The record is from the annotation of a GenBank genome assembly. Lineage: Eukaryota; Fungi; Glomeromycota; Glomeromycetes; Glomerales; Glomeraceae.